This is a messenger RNA of Cladocopium goreaui, 1680 nucleotides long. The record is from the annotation of a GenBank genome assembly. NCBI's taxonomy places the organism in Eukaryota, Dinophyceae, Suessiales, Symbiodiniaceae.
GGUUCAAUGCCUGGAAGCCAAAAGACUUCGCCCUGGAGGCGCGUGUUCGUUGGGUCUCCACCGAUUGGCUGAUCUCCUGCCUCUCCCAGCAGCGUCGUGUCCCCGAGGCUCAGUUUCCUUGGCCCAGCCGCACGGAUUCACCGGCAUCGCCAUCACCAAAGGGAUCGCGAAAGCGUGACAUCUCCAAGCUGGCUAGCCCGGCAGAAUCACCAACAUCGCCAUCGCCAAAGGUGGUGCCACACGCUUCGAAGAUGCCAGAGGAACCAGCAGAAAGCAGCAGUGAGGUUGAAGAGCUCCGCCCCACGAUGGCAACCUUCAACGGGCAGCUGACACCCAAGCGACAGGCGCUGCUGCAGCGGAAGGAGAAGUUCGCAUGUCAGCGUACGGCAUCGUCUUCCACCGCGCCAGCACCACAAAAUGCAGCCCUGGCAGAGCUGUUCAGUCGACUGCAGAAGCACUACGAGUCCUUGGGCGAUGGUUGGAAGGAGCGCUCCUAUCGAACCACCGCCGGCCUUAUUCGAAGUUUGCCAUUUGAGGUGACGAGUGUGGAAGACCUGGAGCGUCCGCAGCUGAAGCGCCUGGGGAAGAAGACGCGGCAAAAGAUGCUGGAGUUCCUGGAGACAGGGCAAAUCGGACGAGUUGAAGGGCUGCAGGAUGAUGAAGCCACCAAAGCCUUGAACGAACUGCAGGGCAUUUGGGGCGUAGGCCUCACCACAGCCAGGCGAUGGUACGCCAUGGGUUGCUGCUCCGUGGUGGAGGUGCAGCGCCAGGUGGACCAGGGGCAGCUGAAAUUGAAUUCGGAUCAGCUCAUCGGCCUGGAGUUCUUCCACGACUUCGCCCAGCGCAUCCCGCGCGACGAGGUCAGCGAGAUCGUGGCCAUGGUGCGCGGCAGCGCGCUGAAACGCUACGGCAGCCGCUUGCGCCUGGAAGCCUGUGGCUCCUAUCGCCGCGGCAAAGAGACCUGCGGAGAUGUUGAUUUGCUCCUGUGUGCCCGGACUGCUGCAGAUGAGCAGCUCGUCGGCCCCCCCGCGGAAGUGUUGCAGCGGCUUGUGGCGGAUCUGACGCAGCAGGAAUUUCUGACGCACGACCUGAAGGGAACCAGGUGGACCGGUGAGAGCCACGACGGAGACCCGCCGAGUUCCUCCACCUCGGCGUGUUACUUCGGCGUUUGCAAGGUGCGUUCGUGCCAUCGACGCAUCGACAUCAAGGUCCAUCCGCGGGUGGAGUUCCCCUUCGCCCUCCUCUCCUUCACUGGCUCGGGCCCCUUCAAUCGUUCCAUGCGCCUCUUCGCCCGUCGUGCCGGCUUCAGUCUGUCGGACCACGGCAUUUGCGAGGCCUCGCAUGCGCGAGGCGUCGGGCGAGGGCAGCGGCUGUGGACCGGGCCGCCCAUUGCGCAGCAGCACUUUUUGGAGGAGAAGGACAUCUUUGAUUUUCUGGGUUUGACCUACCGAGAGCCCUCCGAACGCGAAGUGGAUGCGGUGUGGCUCAGUGAAACCGGCGUGGUGCCUAUGGAGUCGGCAGACGAGGUGACGGUGACAGCCUCGCCGAAGCGGAAUCUCAACACAGCGGUGGUGAUAGACUCAGAGUCUGAAGAAAAGUGGACCAUUUGCGGCUUGAUUCACUUGAUCUCGGGCUGGAAUUUACUUGGAUCAUCAUGAUUAUCUCAUUUGAUUCGCUCUG